Molecule: messenger RNA, 822 nt
Organism: Debaryomyces fabryi
Lineage: Eukaryota; Fungi; Ascomycota; Pichiomycetes; Serinales; Debaryomycetaceae
Exons: 1
Coding region: 1-822 (273 amino acids)
Molecular function (GO): oxidoreductase activity, acting on the CH-OH group of donors, NAD or NADP as acceptor
Source: RefSeq, a predicted model, not a curated record
AUGGCUGGCUGCAAGGUGGUCUUCCACACUGCUUCUCCGUUUACAUCGAAAAUUACCGAUCCUCAGAAAGACCUUGUUGAUCCUGCUAAGUUAGGAACAAGAAAUGUGUUGCAUACAGCAAACAGGACGGAAUCAGUGACUAGGGUUGUAUUGACCAGCAGUUGCGCUGCAAUUUAUGGAGAUAACAAAGACCUCCUUUCGCUUCCAAAUGCUACUGUAGACGAGACAGUUUGGAACCAAACUUCGUCCUUAACUAAUAAUGCUUAUUCUUAUUCUAAAACAUUGGCAGAAAAAGAGGCAUGGAAAGUAAGCGAGAAUCAAGACAGGUGGGAUCUUGUUGUUCUCAACCCCAGUCUUGUUUUUGGGCCAGGAUUAAACCCGAAUGCCACAUCCGAAAGUUUUAGUAUCAUGAAAGCGUUUGGAGAUGGUCAGAUGAAGUGGGGUGUACCGGAUAUUGGUGUAGGUAUCGUUGACGUGAGAGAUUUGGCUGAGGCCCACUUAAGGGCGGCAUUUGUACAAAGUGCCCAUGGUCGAUACAUCAUAUCUGCCCACAACACCUCCUUCUUAGAGAUUGGGAAGGCAUUAUCACCUGAAUACGAUUCUUAUCCAAUCCCGAAAAGUGCAGCUCCAAAAUUUUUGAUUUGGUUGAUCGGCCCGUUGGUCGAUAAAAACUUAACGAGGAAGUAUGUUUGCGAUAAUAUCAAUUAUAAGUGGAAGGCAGACAAUUCAAAGGCCAUUGGAGAAUUCCAGCUUAAGUACAGACCCCUCAAGGAUACCGUGUGUGAAUUUUUCCAACUGUUAAUUGACAGUAAGCAAAUUUAA